AUGAUUCGAUCUUACGGCAGCGUCGAAGAAACGCAGAUCUCCUACUACGCAGGACUCAUGAUAGCCGUAUUCACCUUUUGCGAAUUCUUGAGUGGAAUGCUCUGGGCCAAGCUAAGCGAUCGAAUUGGUCGCAAGCCCGCCUUGCUGAUUGGGUCGUUUUGUGGUAUCGUUACCGCGCUUGCCUUGGGAUUCUCGAAGUCGAUCUCACUGGCCGUUGCCUCGAGGGCUUUUGGCGGCCUUUUCAACCCAAACGUGGGCCUUGCCCAAACCUGCGUUGUGGAGUCGGUUCCGGAGAAGGAUGAGCAGGCUGAGGGCGACUACGAGCUCGUGGAUAAUGGUCAGCCAGAAUUGCAGGCCCUCAGAAGGGCGUAUGGCGCUCCCUCCAUCCAUGAACUGGAAGACAUCUCCGUUGACAAAGAGUUUGGAGACCAUCUCAGCCCACCCGUGGGCGAGGGCAGGGCAGUUGCGUUCACUGCACAGGUUAUUUUCCAAAUCGUCUCAGUCUCGCUUCUAGCCCUCCACAAGGUAUCAUCAGAUGCAGUAAUGCCCACGUUUCUUGCCAUCUCCGUAGCGUCGAAUGGACCGGAAUCCUCACCUCGUCGGAACCUUCUACAAUAUUCCGGCGGGUUUGGAUACGGCAACUACGAAAUCGGGUUGAUUCUCCUAUCGCAAGCCGUAGUUGCCGUCGUCACUCAAGCCACCGUGGUGCCUCUCUUUAUCAAUCGCAUGGGGCCGCUUCGGGCAUAUCGUGUGAUCCUCUGCGUUUAUCCGACGAUAAUCUCGAACACGAUAUCCGAAAAGUACUACAUUGCUCGUGCCUCGAGCUUGGAUACGUAG
Molecule: messenger RNA, 837 nt
Organism: Scedosporium apiospermum
Lineage: Eukaryota; Fungi; Ascomycota; Sordariomycetes; Microascales; Microascaceae
Exons: 4
Coding region: 1-837 (278 amino acids)
Biological process (GO): transmembrane transport
Molecular function (GO): transmembrane transporter activity
Source: RefSeq, a predicted model, not a curated record